UGUCAGCUUCCAGCCCACCGCCAUGUACAAGCUCGUGAUCUUCGCCGCCCUGGUGGCCGCCGCCGCCGCCGCCCCCGCCCCCGGCUACCUGGGCUCUCCCCUGGUCGCCGCCCCCGGCUACGUGGGCUCUACCCUGGUUGCCGCCCCCGGCAUCGCCACGUACGCCGCCGCCCCGCACGCCGUCGCCUACUCCGCCCCCGUGGCGAUCCCCGCCCCCGCGGUCUACGCCGCCCCCGCCCGCGUCGCCUACUCCGUGGAGCCCGUGGAGCAGCACGGCUACAAGAUCGUCUACUAGGCGCCGCCCCCAAGCAGCCCCCCCCCCCCCCCCGUCGCUCACGAGCUCUCACCCCUCGACAUCCUUGCAGGACGAGACGUGUACAUAAAAAACGUAUUUUCUGUGAAAAUCAGACGCUGCGCAAUAAAUAUGUUAAUUUAACCAAACAAGGUUUUCUUUCAUUUUCCUUUAUUUACGUUCUUAACUAUAACUAACAAGCUGGCUUCGUACGGGUCCAUAAAUUUACCACAAAAUAAUGAUUGUACGUGUAAAUCAGUGCAUGUGAUAGAAGUGAAACCUCUUUGGUAAUUCAAACCUAGACUCGCAAUUACAUAGUAAGAGGUAAAACGGCAGAAAUGGAAAGAGAUAGGAAGAGAG
Bacillus rossius redtenbacheri is the source of this 652-nucleotide messenger RNA. RefSeq names its product cuticle protein 21-like. NCBI's taxonomy places the organism in Eukaryota, Metazoa, Arthropoda, Insecta, Phasmatodea, Bacillidae. The transcript has 2 exons. Bases 23 to 295 code for a protein of 90 amino acids. The record is from RefSeq and is a predicted model, not a curated record.